This is a messenger RNA of Dendronephthya gigantea, 1096 nucleotides long. RefSeq names its product CCR4-NOT transcription complex subunit 9-like. NCBI's taxonomy places the organism in Eukaryota, Metazoa, Cnidaria, Anthozoa, Malacalcyonacea, Nephtheidae. The transcript has 10 exons. Gene Ontology annotation, cellular component: CCR4-NOT complex; CCR4-NOT core complex; P-body. The record is from RefSeq and is a predicted model, not a curated record. Gene Ontology annotation, biological process: mRNA catabolic process; negative regulation of translation. The coding region runs from base 80 to 997 and encodes 305 amino acids.
ACAAAACUAGCUUUCAUUUUAGUAAAUUGUAAAAUAUUUUGUGGAUUUUUGGACGUUUAUAUUUCUUUUUUGUACUGAGAUGAUGCACCAGAUGGCAAGCCAGCCACGGCCAUUUUCCCAUCAUGCGCAAGUUGCCCCGUUGUCUGAUGCGGAACGAGAGAAGAUCUAUUCAUGGAUCAUCGAGCUGUCGAAUGCUGAGACAAGAGAACAUGCCCUUCUUGAAUUAAGUAAAAAAAGGGAGGUGGUUCAAGAUUUGGCUCCAAUGCUAUGGCACUCCUUUGGAACAAUCGCUGCACUUCUUCAAGAAAUUGUCAACAUUUACCCUGUGAUUAAUCCUCCAAAUUUGACAGCUCACCAGUCCAACAGAGUAUGCAAUGCCCUUGCAUUGUUGCAAUGUGUUGCCUCACAUCCUGAGACACGAACAUCAUUCUUACAAGCGCAUAUUCCACUGUUUCUAUAUCCUUUCCUACACACAACAAGCAAGACUAGACCAUUUGAAUAUCUUAGACUCACCAGCUUGGGAGUUGUUGGUGCCCUUGUGAAGACGGACGAGCCAGAAGUGAUAAAUUUUCUCCUCACUACAGAAAUCAUUCCUUUGUGUUUAAGAAUAAUGGAGUCUGGUAGUGAAUUAUCAAAAACUGUAGCCACAUUCAUUCUUCAAAAGAUUCUCCUGGAUGAGACUGGCCUGUCAUACAUUUGUCAGACAUAUGAACGGUUUUCUCAUGUGGCAAUGAUACUGGGUAAAAUGGUGUUAGCGUUAGCAAAGGAUCAGUCCGCAAGACUUUUGAAACAUGUUGUGCGAUGUUACCUCAGGCUGUCUGACAACCCCAGGGCGAGAGAAGCUUUGCGUCAGUGUUUGCCCGACCAGCUUAAGGACACAACAUUCGGAAAUUGUCUGAAAGAUGAUCCUUCAACAAAACGAUGGUUGAAUCAACUGAUGAAGAACCUGUUAGAGCCGCCUGCAACUGAUCCCAGAGGCAUUCCCUUACCCACUUAGUAAACUGAUGAAAAUAUGUACUAUACAGAAUUCACCCUUGUAAUAUACCGACACAUGUGAAAUAGUUAUUUUCUAAUUAUCACGACUUGAAUUUCGAAG